AACAUCUGUGACGUCCCAUACUGCAUACUACACCACUAACUAGUGCGCGAGGGCGCAGUAGAAUAAUAGGACUAAUGGGAAUACCGCGGUUUGAAGGAUCACAUCCCUUUCUGCGGAUCGAUCAAUCGGCUGCGUCCUAAAAAGGUUCUGGCGUAAUAAUUAGUAGGUGAGGUCACACGGAGGACGUUUCCACGGUUACGGUGAGGAGAUCUUCUCAUGGUGAUCUUCUCAUAGUGAUCUGGUUGGUUUCAGAUCUGAGGCUUCUUCCUGGUCGUUGUUCUGAAGGAGGAGAAGAAGGAGAUCUGUGCAGGUCAUGGCGGGGGAGCGAAGUCGUCUCCUGCCUCAUGGAGCGUACAGUGUUUUGGGGGAUAGUGUGGACUCCAGGAAGGGGUCCACGUCCACGGAUGAUGCGUCCAAAUCCAAUCCCCGCAAACUCAACACCUUCUUCGGGGUGAUGGUCCCCACUAUCUUGUCCAUGUUCAGCAUCGUCCUGUUCCUGCGCACGGGUUUUGUUGUCGGUCAUGCUGGCCUUCUCCAGGGACUGCUCAUGUUGAUCGUGGCAUAUUUCAUCAUCUCCUUGACCAUCCUGUCGAUCUGUGCAAUCUCUACUAAUGGGGCGGUGCAGGGGGGCGGAGCUUACUACAUGAUCAGUCGUUCUCUUGGGCCGGAGUUUGGAGGCAGCAUCGGCCUCAUGUUCUACCUGGCGAAGGUGUGUGCGUGCGGUGUGUACAUGCUCGGGCUGGUGGAGGCCAUCCUGAACGUUUUUGGGCAGGAUCCAGCGGUCGGGGGGCCAGAGGGCAUUCGUGUCCUGCCUCAAGGUUACUGGUUCUCUGUGCUCUACUCCUCCGUGCUGCUGCUCAUCUGUCUGGUCAUUUGCCUGGUCGGCGCUCACAUCUACGCCAAAGCCUCGUUCCUCAUCCUGCUGGUGGUGACCAUGGCCGUGCUGUCCAUCAUCAUCAGCACGCUAGUGGUCGGGCCGCGCACCUUCAGCUUCACGCACACGCUCGGUCCGAACAGCACGGUCACUCGCAACGGCAGCUACACGGGCUUCAACAGCAGCACGCUCUCUCACAACCUGUGGUCGGGCUACUCUUUAGACUACAGUACGAACAGGGUGAUGUCGUUUUCUACCGUCUUUGCCGUGAUGUUCACCAGCUGCACUGGCAUCAUGGCAGGAGCCAACAUGUCGGGUGAGCUCAAGAAUCCCAGCGUGGCCAUUCCGAAAGGCACCAUCAUGGCUGUGCUGUACACCUUCACCGUCUACCUCCUUCUCUUCUUCCUCAUUAGCUCCACCUGCGACAGGUAUUUGCUGAUUAACGACUUUGCCGUGUUCCAGCAAAUAAACAUCUGGCCUCCGUUUGUCAUCAUCGGCGUGUACUGUGCCUCACUGUCCGCCGCCAUGUGCUCGCUCAUCGGAGCUUCACGCAUCCUACACGCCCUCGCAAUCGACCAUCUCUUUGGUUUGGUCCUGGCCCCUGCUGCCGUUACAUCCCGCUCGGGAAACCCCUGGGUCUCUGUGCUCUAUACCUGGGCACUGGUACAGAUCACGGUGUUUGCAGGUCAGCUGAACGUGAUCGCAGGUUUCGUGACCGUCUUCUAUCUGCUGUCCUACGCUGCAGUAGAUCUGGCCUGUCUGGCAUUAGAGUGGGCGUCUGCUCCCAAUUUCAGGCCGACAUUUCAGUACUUCUCGUGGCACACGUGUCUGCUGGGUUUGCUCAGCUGCCUGGUGAUGAUGUUCGUGAUCAAUCCGGUCUACUCGUCAGCCAGCAUCGUGGUCUUACUUCUCUUGCUGCUCUUCCUGCACUAUCGGUCGCCCACAAGCAGCUGGGGCUACAUCAGUCAGGCGCUCAUCUUCCAUCAGGUGCGAAAGUACUUGCUGAUGCUGGACUCGAGGAAGGACCACGUCAAGUUCUGGAGACCACAGGUGCUCCUGAUGGUGGCCAACCCUCGCUCUUCAUGCCAGCUCAUCUGUUUUGUCAACCAGCUAAAAAAAGGAGGCCUCUUUGUGCUGGGCCAUGUGCAGAUCGGAGAUCUGGAUGUUGUGCCAAACGAUCCUGUUCAGCAGCAGUAUAAUUUCUGGUUGAGUCUGGUGGAUAAGCUUGGGAUUAAAGCAUUUGUCGAUUUGACCCUCUCUCCUUCAGUCAGGCAGGGAACCCAGCAUCUACUGCGCAUCACUGGACUGGGAGGCAUGAAGCCAAACACACUCGUUCUGGGCUUCUACGACAACUGCUACCCAGAGGACUAUUUCCUUCAGGAUCCUACAUUCUGUAAAGGUGCGGUGGAUGGUGCCGGCUUUAUCGGUGAUGAGGAUGACAAUUUUGGUGUGGACCUUCCCUCCCUGCAGGCCCACUUCCCUCCUGUGCGUCACGCAGAGAGCCCCCGCUGGCUCCAGCCAGAUGAAUAUGUGGGGAUCAUCUCUGAUGCCAUAAAAAUGGGCAAGAAUGUAUGCCUGGGCCGCUACUUUUUCCAGCUGCCGCCCGAAAACCAAAGCAAAGGCCAGACACCGGCGAAAAGCGGAGACCCUGCUGACGAGACGAUCGACGUGUGGCCGUCCAACCUGCUGAGCACCGGGAGAAUCCAGAGCUACGCCGACGUGUGCAGUCUCUUCUUGCUACAGAUGGCAUGUGUUUUAAACAUGGCUGCCGGCUGGCGCCGUGCCCGUCUGCGCAUCUUCCUGUGUGUUGAGUCGGAGUCUGCAGACCAGGGCUGGAUGGCCAAAGAGGAGCGCUUCAGGGAGCUGCUGGGGAAGCUGAGGAUCCGGGCCAUUAUCAAGAUCGUGCCGUGGGAUCCGGUGGUGCGGCUGCUGAGACCAAGCGACCGGAGUACGCCCCCUAUGGUGACGGAGGAAUUCCUGUCCGGAGUCAACGCGCUUUUGAAAGAACACAGCACUUCCGCUGCAGUGCGCUUCCUCUAUUUGCCCCGCCCACCUGCCGAUUCCAGCCAAUCGCAACAGUAUCUGGCACAGUUGGAUACCCUCACUCAAGGACUUGGUCCCACUCUUUUGAUUCAUGGUCUGACCCCUGUGACAUGUACUGAGCUUUGAGGAUGCAACUGUUAAUUUAAAUGCAGUUACAUAUAAAGAGAAUUCAAUUUAAACCAAACAUUUGGCCAAAGUUUCUCAGAACAGACAUGUUUGUUGUGCGAUAUCUGCAAAUGUCAGGCUAAACUAGCAGGGGGAUUUAUAUUUGCUAAGGCUAUUUCAGAGUGAAGGUUGGGCCAACACGCUGGAGUGAUUAGGUACAUUGGUCUCUUAGCUGCAUACCAAAAUAUCGCAACUCCAUUGGCAACUUCUUAUGUAAUACGUGCAAAGCCAUUCCUCUUAUCAUGCUUUAACACACGUGUAGUAGCUGGUGCUUACUCACCACCUCAGGUGUGUCCUAUUGUCUUUGUUCUCUGUCCAAAUAUGUCUUUUUUUCUCUGUUCUCGUUUUGCUGACGACAUUAUUUAAGGGAUAAACUGGACCAAAAAAAAAGGCGUAUUGUUUUGUUGGUAUGAAAAGAACACGAGGCUUUAAACAUUCUUUUAUUUAAGCAAGGUGAGCUGCAGGAUACGUGCUAAUAGCGGGUGGAGGCGUGUCCGUGUGUGGGUUUUGACUUCAACGUUCUAAUGUUUAAAUGGCACAUUCAGCAUUCUUACUAAGACCUUUUCUUUCCAGCUUGACUUGUAUGUCCUGAAUGUUACUUUGCCUGAUUUGCGGUCUCUUAACCUUCCAGCCUGAUACUGCUGCAGUGCAUCUCUUCCCAUUCCAAAUUGUUGCACCUUUAAUCAUUCCUUGCUUUUUGACAGUCUUAAUGACAUUUUCAGGCUAAUCUAAAAAAAAGUCUCGCACAUCCGUAUCACGUUUCUAAUUACUACAAACGCAUCACAGUGUAUUGUCGCGUUAAUGACUGAAGCUGUUCACGCAAAACUCGUAACUACUUUGACUUGUACAAGUAAAAUUAAAACACGGAUAUGCACUGUUAUAGAAAAAUAACCUACAUUCCAGUGGUAUUAGUCAAACGUUCCUGUGGUUUUCUUCCUACACAUUUCACUUCGAUGUUUAUUAAAUUUCACGCUUCACAAAAAAAAAAACAGGUGAACGAGUGUGUUGCAGCUGUUGUUUGCACACACACACAGUGGAUAUAAAAUGUCAAUUUGAAAUAUCCUGCAGGGUGUGUAUGUGUCGGAGAAAUGCUGCAUUCUUAAAAAGCUUUAAAAACCUGAAUUAAAACACAGAAAUUUAUGACAA
Messenger RNA from Silurus meridionalis, 4228 nucleotides. RefSeq names its product solute carrier family 12 member 9 (gene slc12a9). The coding region runs from base 314 to 3043 and encodes 909 amino acids. Lineage: Eukaryota; Metazoa; Chordata; Actinopteri; Siluriformes; Siluridae. Gene Ontology annotation, molecular function: potassium:chloride symporter activity. The transcript is spliced from 14 exons. Gene Ontology annotation, cellular component: membrane. Gene Ontology annotation, biological process: potassium ion homeostasis; potassium ion import across plasma membrane; chloride ion homeostasis. The record is from RefSeq and is a predicted model, not a curated record.